AUGGCGUGCAGCAGUCUUGUUGUGCCUAUUAUAUUAUGGGGUCGGCACCCUCCAACGCAUUGCAUCUCAGCUGUUAUGAUCACGAGUGAUCAGAGGACUAUAGUGACUGGCUGCCAUGACGGUCAGCUUAUACUCUGGGAUUUCAACGAAAAUAUGAGGAUAUCUCCUCGUAAUAUGUUAUUUGGUCAUACAUCGUCUAUUACGUGUUUAUCACGGGCCAAUGAUUCCUGGGAUAAAUCUAACGUGAUAAGUGCCGCUGAGAAUGGUGAACUUUGUUUAUGGGAUACUGAUGAUGGUAGAUGUAUAGAGCACACUAAAGUAGCAGGAACACACACAUCCAUGCAUCCGAUUCAAGUGACGAAAGGUACUGGACGUGAAUCAUGGGUAAUACUUCAUGGGUAUUAUGCUGAUGUACAUAUCUUGGAUUCAAAUAGCCUGGAAGUGUUAUUUACGCUGACAUCUAAGGUAUCACCUGAUUGGAUUAGUGCGUUGACCUUACUCAGACCUGUCAAAAGACAAGAGGAUGUUAUUAUUGCCUUGACAACGUCUGGAAUGCUCAAAGUAUGGACUCUCACUGGCUCUGAAUCUAAGGAUUCAGAACCACUUUUUGAAGAUGAAUCCAAACCACUAAGAUGUCUUAAUGCCCAGACGCUGACAUGCUGUGCAUUCACUCUAAGAACAGUUUUAAUUGUAUGCCAAAAGUAUUGGCAGUACCUGUACACCACGGCCUGUGCCUGUACACCAUGGCCAGUACCUGUACACCACAGCCUGUGCCUGUACACCAGGGCCAGUGCCUGUACACCACGGCCACGGCCAGUGCCUGUACACCAGGGCCAGUGCCUGUACACCAUGGCCACGACCACGGCCAGUGCCUGUACACCACGGCCAGUGCCUAUACACCACGGCCAGUGCAUUCACACCACACCACGGCCAGAGCAUUUACACCACAGCCUAUGCCUGUACACUAUGGUCAGUGCCUGUACACCACGGCCAGUGCCAUUACACCCUUGUCAGUGCCUAUAUACAACUGCCAAUACCUAUACACCACAGCCAGUGACUAUACACCAUAGCCAGUGCCUGUACACCACAGCCAGUAUAGGCAUACACCACAGCCAGUGCCUUUACACCACAGCCAGUGCCUAUACACCACAGCCAGUGCCUAUACACCAUAGCCAGUGCCUAUACACCACAGCCAAUGCCUAUACACCACGGCCAGUGCCUUUACACCACAGCCAGUGCCUUUACACCACAGCCAGUGCCUAUACACCACAGCCAGUGCCUUUACACCACAGCCAGUGCCUUUACACCACAGCCAGUGCCUAUACACCACAGCCAGUGCCUUUACACCACAGCCAGUGCCUUUACACCAGUCGGUGCCUUUACACCACAGCCAGUGCCUAUACACCACAGCCAGUGCCUUUACACCACAGCCAGUGCCUAUACACCACAGCCAGUGACUAUACACCACAGUCAUUGCCAAUACACUAUGAUCAGUGCCUAUACACCAUAGCCAGUGCCUUUACACCACAGCCAGUGCCUUUACACCACAGCCAGUGCCUUUACACCACAGCCAGUGCCUUUAUACCACAGCCAGUGCAUAUACACCACAGCCAGUGCCUUUACACCACAGCCAGUGCCUUUACCCCACAGCCAGUGCCUUUACACCACGGCCAGUGCCUUUACACCACGGCCAGUGCCUUUACACCACGGCCAGUGCCUUUACACCACAGCCAGUGCCUAUACACCACAGCCAGUGCCUUUACACCACGGCCAGUGCCUUUACACCACGGCCAGUGCCUAUAUACCACAGCCAGUGCCUAUACACCACGGCCAGUGCCUAUACACCACGGCCAGUGCCUAUACACCACGGCCAGUGCCUAUACACCACGGCCAGUGCCUAUACACCACGGCCAGUGCCUAUACACCAUGGUCAGUGGUUCUCCGGCUCGGAAGGUUUCGACUUCGUUUGAGUCACGGCGUAAACAAGCCACGGCCAUUGUAAUGCUGGGUGUAAUUGGUGCCGAGUUUGGUGCAGAGAUGAACCCAAGUAGGGCCGCAUCCAAUCGUCGGAGUGUCCAAGAAGCCGGGUUUGGUAUCAAAGAUUACUCUCUUGCACGCCACACAGCAAAAGCAUUGUCAUUCCUGCUGCUUCAUCCCCCGUCAUCCAAGUUACCCGCACAUACACCAAUACGACGUGCUGCCAUUGAUCUGAUUGGUAGAGGAUUUACGGUCUGGGAACCAUACAUGGAUGUGUCGGCUGCGCUACUUGGAAUGUUAGACUUGUGUUGUGACAGCGAUAAACAUUCCAAUGCCAUCAAGAGUGGUCUACCUCUAACACCGAGUGCCGACUCGUGCCGUACAGCUCACCAUGCGUUGUCGUUAAUCGCCACAGCCAGACCGUCUGUAUUCAUUACCACUAUGGCUAAAGAAGUCGCUAGGCACCAAGCACUUGCGGCUAAUGCGCAGUAUCCGACAGCGUUAUUGGUUGCCAGUCCACUUGUCAAGGCCAAACCAGAAAUCUUGAGAAUUAUUGAGCUCUUAAUUGAUAAGAUGCACAAUGAUGUAGCAGACCUGUUGGUUGAGGUAAUGGAUAUAAUAGUUCACUGUCUGGACCCGAUACAGUUGAAAACCAAAGGUCUAUCUGAAGUAUUCCCAGCUAUCUGUCGGUUUAAUAUGGUCAGCUAUUGUCCUAAUAGUAGAAGACUGGCUGUGGGUGCAAGAAAUGGUGCACUAGCAAUGUACGAUCAACGUACAGCGAAAUGCCAGAGAACUUCAACACAGGUUUUGUCAAGCAGACAUCAUUGGCCUAGUUCACUAACAACAGGAAUAGGGUUUGGGUUUUGGUUCACACGACAUAUGAUAUCUGGACAUCAGAAUGCUGUCACCGCACUGUCUUUCUCACCAGAUGGAAAGUAUUUAGCGACAUACUCUUACGGAGAUAACCGUCUUUUCUUCUGGCAGACUGGCAAUACUCUAUUCGGUGCGAUAGGUAUUGGCUCAGGCACAAAAUGUGUGAAAGUUUACAACACUGCACAGUUUGAAGCUGGAAAUCAGCCUCAUGUACUCAAACUUGUACGUCUUGUGUGGAUCAGUGGUAAAACAGUUAUACUGCUGCUAGCCAAUGGUAGCGAAUAUAGGUACUCUGCCUGA
Saccoglossus kowalevskii is the source of this 3150-nucleotide messenger RNA. Its product is annotated as WD repeat-containing protein 7-like. Gene Ontology annotation, cellular component: cytoplasm. The record is from RefSeq and is a predicted model, not a curated record. Gene Ontology annotation, molecular function: protein binding. Lineage: Eukaryota; Metazoa; Hemichordata; Enteropneusta; Harrimaniidae.